Conger conger (European conger) is the source of this 1959-nucleotide messenger RNA. RefSeq names its product xeroderma pigmentosum, complementation group A (gene xpa). The transcript has 7 exons. NCBI's taxonomy places the organism in Eukaryota, Metazoa, Chordata, Actinopteri, Anguilliformes, Congridae. Gene Ontology annotation, cellular component: nucleotide-excision repair factor 1 complex. The coding region runs from base 33 to 989 and encodes 318 amino acids. Gene Ontology annotation, molecular function: damaged DNA binding. Gene Ontology annotation, biological process: nucleotide-excision repair involved in interstrand cross-link repair; base-excision repair; UV-damage excision repair. The record is from RefSeq and is a predicted model, not a curated record.
UAGACUGUGUCCGUAUAUUAAGAUGUAUUUUAAUGCAUACCGUUCAUAUUGCCCAGGAUCUGCCUUGUGAAACGAUCUGGUGCAAUGUGAACGUUAUGGUCUUCGUAGCGAACAGUUUCCAGGACGUGGAUGUAGUCAUCGUUUUUCGGGAAAUGGAGUCGUUAAAUGGUACAGAGGACGUAGCUCCUGUUGUAGAUAAACCAUCGCCACUCGAAGUCAGCGAUCGCGGUGCAAAGACAAGUGAGCCUCUUUCAGCUGCUAUGCGGGCAAAGAUCGAGCGCAAUAGACAGCGAGCGCUUUUACUGAGACAAGCCAGGCUCGCCAACAGGCCAGAAGGAGGAACCUGUGCCAAGGUUGCUAAAACGAUAGACUCUGGUGCAGGGUUUUUCAUUGAGGAAGAGGAGGAUGAGGCACAAACUGUAAAGAAAGUGGUCCACAAGCCAGCCCCGGUAAUGGAGACAGACUACCUGAUCUGUGACGACUGCAACAAGCCUUUCAUGGACUCCUACCUCAGCAACAGCUUUGACCUCUCUGUGUGCGACAACUGCAGGGACAACGAGGAGAAACACAAGUUGAUCUCGCGGACGGAGGCCAAGAAGCAGUACCUGCUGAAGGACUGCGACCUGGACAAACGGGAGCCGAUACUGAAGUUCACUCUGAGGAAGAACCCCCACAACCCCCAAUGGGGCGACAUGAAGCUCUACCUGAAGCUGCAGGUGGUGAGGCGCUCCAUGGAGGUGUGGGGGAGUCAGGAGGCGCUAGAGGAGGCCAAAGAGUGCAGGGAGGAGAGCCGGGAGACUCAGAAACAAAAGAAAUUCAACAAGAAGGUGAAAGAGCUGCGUCGAGCGGUCAGGAGCAGCUUGUGGCGGAAGGACACCAGCGCCCACCAGCACGAGUACGGCCCUGAGGAGCUGCUGGACGAGGAAGAGGACACCUACAGGAAGGUGUGCUCCACCUGCGGCCACCAGCUCACCUACGAGAAGAUGUAGCCCACGCCGGGUCUGCGUACAGCAGUCAAAGCCAGGCCACACGCUCCCUUCUCCCGGUGUGACGCUGUGGAAACCAUCGACUCCACACAAAUGACAUGCAGGACAUGGAAACUCAUGUAUCCGCAGUGUAAAUCUCCCAACCUCUGUAACUGUCAGGCUUUCUUUAGGGACCAUUUAUUGAAAUGCUGUAAACCGAACUGAAGGUGACUCAGGUCCAUGCUUACAAUCUCUCCACUUUGAGACUGUGUUUUCAGAUGGUUGUGAGUAUAAACUACGAGUACUGUCUUUAUUGUGAUUGCAAAGUUAGCCACAAUAAGGUGUUGUGCUCCAAUUCUUGAAAGUACUGUGGAGUUAUCUAUCUGACCUGGAUCAAUUACACAAUUGUUUUGGAUUCAAAGUCCUAACCAUGCCUUCUGGUUCUCUUGGUUGGCUCAAUUACUCCAGGCAAGAUCAAUCGAGAGCAGAAAGGUUUUUGAAUCCAAAACCAUUUAGUGUUUGACCCAGGUCUGCUAUCUAUGCUCCUUGCAUAUGAUUGAUGGAACAACUUUACAUGAGACAGGAUAUGUCCUGAAGAAGCAAUCCUGAAGAAGCAAUUACAAAUCCCACCCAAGCUGGGGUGUUAUGGAAAUAGUGCCUCAUUUCCAGGGAUUUUCAAACACAGGUAGACUCAGGUGCAGUGUGAUGUGCUAAAGGUGUUUACCUCAAAAAAUGAUCAGCAGGUCAUUUGAACUGAAUACGAGUUCCUGAAAACGGAACCAUUAUGAACUCAAGUGUUUGUGUACCAUUUUGUACAUCAAAUUCAUGCAGUAUGUGUUGGGCUGCACUUGUGGUUGGAUAAGCCUUUAGAUGUCAAGAUAUAAAACUAUUUAUUCAAACAUCAAAUCAGUGCGCCUUAAUGACUACAAUAAUCUGUAAUAGAAAGGAUAGUUACACUGUCUCCUUUUUGAAAAUAAAUGACAUUUUCACUCCA